Acanthopagrus latus (yellowfin seabream) is the source of this 1550-nucleotide messenger RNA. RefSeq lists its product as uncharacterized. Gene Ontology annotation, molecular function: MHC class II protein binding; protein tyrosine kinase binding. Gene Ontology annotation, biological process: T cell activation; positive regulation of ERK1 and ERK2 cascade; interleukin-15-mediated signaling pathway. The record is from RefSeq and is a predicted model, not a curated record. Gene Ontology annotation, cellular component: external side of plasma membrane; membrane raft. The transcript is spliced from 7 exons. Bases 238 to 1239 code for a protein of 333 amino acids. Lineage: Eukaryota; Metazoa; Chordata; Actinopteri; Spariformes; Sparidae.
GGUGUGGUUUCAACAGGAGGUUUUUCUCUAUCGUGGUUGUUUUUUCUGUUUGAUUUCUUCAGGUUUGUCUGUGUGUUUUUGUUAAUCACGUCUUUAAGUCAAACGUUUUCAAAUCUCACCGACAGAAACGUAAAAUUAGGCAACCGGGAGGAAGUGACGCCAACGUUUUCUUACAAAGAAAGAAAAGGUUGAAUCUGACGAAACAUUAGGUCAUUAGACCGACUGACAGAGAGCAGGAUGUCUGCUGUCAGAUGGAUUCCACUGUGUCUGAUGCUGAUUCGUUUACCAGUCAUAACUGGACAAUACGUACGCUUCACUGUCAGGAUAGGGGGUGAGGUCACGUUGCCUUGUGGUAACGUGACACAGGAGCAGGAUAAGUGUGACCGCACUACCUGGAGCUUCCGUCGUUUUACCAGCGCGUCAGCAGAUCUCGUUCGUUUUGGGCAGGUUCUUGAAACAGCCAAUGCUAAGUCAGACAGGCUGAGCGUCACAGAGAACUGUUCACUGGUCGUCAGGAGGGUGACAGUCGACGAUGGUGGUCUGUACACCUGCAGACAGUUCGAAUCCGGAAAACAUGAAGAUACUCACGUUCAUCUCUUCGUCAUUAUCAUGACUGAACAUCAGGAGGCUGAUAAAGUGACAUUAAACUGCUCUGUGUCGGCUCCUGGGUGGUGUGACCAGACACUGAAGUGGCUGUACGAGGACGCCUACGUGGAUAAACACAACAAAGACAUGGAGAUUUCAGGGUUCGGGUGCUCGGUGACCGUGACAUUUCCUUCCUCCUUCCUGAAGCAUCAUCGGUCAUUCAUAUGUGAAUUGACAGAUACUGACAGCACAGCAAAGGAGCAGUUUCCGUUCAGCCGUCAGUCCUCAGGUAAAGAUGCAACGAAGACAAGAUCGACAUCACCAGCACAACCAACAAAAACUACCUCAGCAGCGUCAAAGUCGACAACAGAACAGACAACAGAACAGACAACAACAACAACGUCAUCGACAACAGCACAAGGAGCUCGUACAGAUUGUUCUGUUGUCGACUACAUCAUGUUGGUUCUGCGUGUGGCUGAACUCGUCCUGGUUACUGUGAUUACUGUUCUUCUCAUCAGAGCUCCAGGGAACCAGAGACCAGUGAGGCGUUCAGGUGCAGCAGCCAGUCAGGUGGAUCAUGAUGAAGAUGAAGAUGAUGGUGUGGUGAAAUAUGAAAACUGUGGAGACACUUCUGCCUCUGUCAGACUCCGCUGAAGAGUUCAGAGCUGAUCUGACGAUUUCCUGCUUGUUGUUGAAGCUGCAGCAGCUUGAGCUCAGUUUCAUGUCUCUGUGUGCAGAAGAACUCAUUUGAACUCACUUUCAUUUAGCAUUGUUGUUCACAUAUUAGUGUGUGUGUGUGUGUGUGUGUGUGUGUGUGUGUGUGUGUGCGUGUGUGUGCGUGCGUGUGUGUGUGUGUGCGCACGCGUGUGUGUGUGUGUAUGUUUGAAUGUGUUUUCAGCCUUAAUGGAGUCAGUAACAGUCUUCUAUUUAUUAUAUCUGUUAACAAUAUCAUCUGCAAAUAAAGA